Molecule: messenger RNA, 879 nt
Organism: Phytophthora megakarya
Lineage: Eukaryota; Oomycota; Peronosporomycetes; Peronosporales; Peronosporaceae
Source: the annotation of a GenBank genome assembly
AUGCGUGCUGAACGGUUAGAGCAGUUUCUCAGGGAAAGGGAGCCCCCGUGCACCCAGACCCAGAGAUAUCAGUGGUCUACUAAGCUCCUAAUGCGCCCACAGUCCCAAACCGCUGAAGUGAAAAUGGUGAAGUUGCAAGACAAGCCGAAACCGGUGGAUAUGACGCUCAAGAUCAUCGGGAAUGCAGCGGUCGUUAUGAACACGGUUGUGAAAACCCCCGAAGAACCUGAGACCCGCCCUAAACCGGUAGAACAGAUCCAUCCUGACCUGAGUCCAAAGGCCGAGACCUUGAAUCCAGAAAGUAUGAUGGAUGUCAAGACUAAUGUUCAGGUCCCUGAACCGUCAGUGGAUGUCCACUCACAGACGAGUUGUUCGACGCCGGUCCAGAGGCUGGAGGCAGAAUAUGCUCGGGUGAUACGAGUCUCUGCUGAAGAAUUGGAUCUGGAACCUGCCGUAUAUCUCAGAGAAGGAAGUGAUCUGAUGGCGCAAUUACGAGACCAACUCAUCCUGCUCCCGGAAAUUGAAGAACUGACCCCAGAGUGUAACAUCGACGAAGCAAAUGUCGGAGUCCCGGGGGUCACAACUCCAGAAAUGGAAGCCAAGAUGAGGGGGAUCCUGAAACGUCAUCGCAGUAUUUUCCUGGGAGACGGUAAUGCAGCUCCGGCUCCGGCUAGGGGCGUGGUGUGCGACAUCGACAUUGCUGCACCUUUCUUGGUGAAGGUAUUUGAGCUCCUGAAGAAGCUGUUGGAGGCAGAACUCAUUGAGUAUUCAGAGUCCGAAUGGUCAUCACCUAUUGUGAUUGUGCUGAAGAAAAACGACAUAGAAAUCCGAAUGUGUAUUGACUACCGACUUCUGAAUCUCGCUACCCUUUACCCUUGA